Molecule: messenger RNA, 417 nt
Organism: Geodia barretti
Lineage: Eukaryota; Metazoa; Porifera; Demospongiae; Tetractinellida; Geodiidae
Source: the annotation of a GenBank genome assembly
GCGGGUGAAGGGGAUGUUGUUGGAGCGCAGCGUGUACAUGAAGGCGUACUUGCAGACGGUGAGGUAGCCGCUGUGUCCGAGCAUCAUGAUGGUGUCCUGAUACUGCUCAACGCGCUGACGCAGUCGCCACUGCGCCCAGAAGCCCGCGUCGUCCAGCGGUGAGUCGCGCUUCGCAAGGAAGUCGUCUAUGUGCGGCAUGAGGCUGCCCGCGAGGUCAAGGACGGUGCCGAAGAGGUCGAAUGUCAGCGUGUUGACGCCUUCGUGCGCGUUGUUGCUCAUCUGGAAUUCAUUCUCCUUGAUUAACUUGGUAUCUCGAUUAGACUUCGUGGUAGCGGAAGAGCCUGAAGGCGUAGUAUCCGCCGCUGAACACGGUGGCGAGGAGCGUGGAGCAGCCUACCGCAAAUGACCAUAUCGCGG